AUGGAGGCGGACAGAGAAAAAGCGAUUGCCUUCUUGGACAGCUGGCGUCGUCGAGACGAGAUCCGUGAUCUCAAAUUGACAUCUGAAAACCAACUGUACGAGCCCAACAGUCUAGAAGAGAUCAUCGAUUUAUUUCAUUUCUAUCACGAAAUGGAAUUCUUUGUAGAAAAAAUUACUCGAAGGGUUUGCCUUGUCCGAAGUGGAUGGAUACCGACAAGUGGUACAGUGAAUUACCCCUACCAUAUAGAAACGUUCCUGUCUUUCGGUCUCAGGUUUAUCUACAAGGUUACCCAUGGUCCCUUUAUGGACCGGCGUAAUUGGAUCGCGGCCAACGCAGGAACAGAUAUGGUGACACCAAUCUUCGAGUGGUGGAAGCCUUGGGAUCAUGAAAUGCCACCACUUCUAUACCCUGUCGACAAGUAUGACCUGCAUAAUAUUGGAGCCUGGGUAUUUGGACUUCCAUCCACCGAGCAACCCAACUACGGCUGGAUAACGAGAGUGUUGGACAGCCCUGGUACAACUGACGGAGCCAUGUUCGAUCGGAUUAUGGAAAACAAUCCACGUGAGCUAUAG
Molecule: messenger RNA, 573 nt
Organism: Aspergillus affinis
Lineage: Eukaryota; Fungi; Ascomycota; Eurotiomycetes; Eurotiales; Aspergillaceae
Exons: 1
Coding region: 1-573 (190 amino acids)
Source: RefSeq, a predicted model, not a curated record